This is a messenger RNA of Spirodela intermedia, 3147 nucleotides long. Lineage: Eukaryota; Viridiplantae; Streptophyta; Magnoliopsida; Alismatales; Araceae. The record is from the annotation of a GenBank genome assembly.
AUGGCGCACCGAGUGAGAGAGAUCAUCUCCCAUUUCCUUGUCCUCUCCAUCUUCUCUCUUCAAGUCACCGACAUCGCCGGCGGCGACCACUACGAGGACGACCGCAUCAAGAGCCUCCCCGGGCAGCCGCCAGUGUCCUUCGCUCAGUUCUCUGGAUACGUCACGGUCCACGAGAAGAACGGGAGGGCGCUCUUCUACUGGCUGACCGAGGCCGCCGGCGACGCCGCGAGGAAGCCGCUUGUGCUCUGGCUUAACGGAGGUGAGUGCCAAGAGCUCACUAGCCUUUGCUUCUACCUGUCGCCGGCUUUCUCCAAUGCCUUGUUCUCCUCGCUCCCCCCACCCCCCCUCCUCCUACGGAUUGUCCCCGUUUCUCUACAUGCUACGUAGAGAUUAUUUCAUAAAAAAUUACGUGAAAACGAGGGCUGUUGAUCGAUGGGUAGAGUGGUAACCAAUGGGGGGUGUGGAAAUUAGGAUGAAUCUUGGCAAAAAUCCGUUCUUUUGAACGGAAGCGGGCACUCGAUUUCAAAAUGAUGAGCCGGCCAUUCGCUUCGCCGUUUUAUCAUAAUUACUGCCAUCAAUGCUCGAGAAGGUUGGGGCUGGUUUUGGGUUUUUUUGUCUGCAUGCGCCCACGUGUCCGGCGCCCAGAGAAGCCGACAAUCCGCAUGCCCCGCAUUAAACCGGGUUAAAAAGCUGCCGCUCCAUGAGCGCAAGUUAGCAUGUUUCCUAUGGUAUCAGUGACAGAGUCGGGCUCUGCGUCUCUCUCUCUCUCUCUCUCUAACACCCCACGAGGGGGAGGAGGGGAGAGAGAGAGACCCGUCCGUCCACCAGCAGCCUCUGGCAGGGACAAUCCAAGGCCGCAGCGCCUUAUCUCAGUCCAGAUCUCUAUCCCUUGUGCUAAUCCGUGGCUGCCAUCAUCGUGUUGGAUGGAAACAUGCACGAGAGAGAAUCUGCAGGCACGAAAGUGCACUGCCUUUCACUCCCCACCCCAAACACCCCUCUCUCUCUCUCUCUCUUGCCGAAGAAGAAAAGCUUUCUCCUGCAACUCUAGGGUUCCAGCCGGCAAAAGGUUUCCAGGGGACCUCCUUUUGACCCGAAGAGUAGACCUCUGCGUCAGUGGAGUCACCGCCCUCUUCCCUGCUAUGAUGCACGCGAGGGAGAGAGAUGAGCUUCGACUCGGUGUAGAUACAGUCCGCGAGGAACCAGCCAGUGGAAGCUCUUCUCGAGGCCCACUGGUGGUGCCUGGCGCACUGCAGGCCGGUGCAGUCUUAGCAAUGGCGGUGGCGCUGGUGGGGGCCUGCGACUUCCUGCAGCUCCUGUUGCAGGAGAUAGAGCAGUGAGAAGCUUUUGUGAUGGGUCGUUCAGAUCAAUCAAUGGCCAGUUAAUGCGGAUUAUUUCGCUGGAGACUGAUCGUCGUUCUCUCGGCAGGGCCGGGGUGUUCGUCGGUGGCCUACGGGGCUUCGGAGGAGAUCGGUCCCUUCCGGAUCAACCGCACUGGUUCGUCCCUCUUCCUCAACAAGUACUCCUGGAACAGAGGUAAGCCGCAGAACCGAAUGCAGAUUCUCGCCACGAUUCGAUCAUUGGAGCUGAUCUGAUGGAGUCAUCUUCUUCGACUGCAGAGGCGAACCUUCUAUUCUUGGAAUCCCCCGCUGGCGUUGGCUUCUCCUACACGAACACGAGCUCCGAUCUCAAGACGUCGGGGGACGAACGCACGGGUAGCUUUCGAGUAUCCCACCCUCUCCCCGGCGUUUUUUUCUUCUAUCACCGUUGACUAUUUGGGUGGACUGAUGACCGGAGAUUUCAUCCGCGCAGCCCGAGAUGCGUUGACUUUUCUGACCAGAUGGAUGCAGCGGUUCCCCCAAUACAAGCACAGGGACUUCUACAUCUCCGGGGAGAGCUACGCAGGUAAUACUCACCUGGGUCGAUCAUCCGACGAGUGAAACGAGGUCUUACUGGGCGACUUUGGAUUCCCAGGGCAUUACGUUCCUCAGCUGGCCAAAAAGAUCGUUGACUACAACAAGUCCCUCACCAAACCUUUCAUCAACCUCAAGGGUUUCCUGGUAUGUCGCUAGAGAGAGAGAGAUGGGCACAACCUGCAUCUGAUCCUGCUGCGUAUAUCGUUGAAGGUAGGGAAUGCGGUGACGGACAACCAUUACGACGGGAUCGGAACGGUGGCCUACUGGUGGACGCACGCAAUGAUCUCCGACAAGACCUACAAGACGAUCCUCGCCCACUGCAACUUCACGGCGGUGAAGAACACCGCCAAGUGCGACAACGCAGUCGACUACGCCAUGAACCACGAAUUCGGCGACAUCGAUCAGUACAGCAUCUACACGCCAGCCUGCAACGCCGCCGCGCGCAACGCCACCAGCCGCCCCCUGCGGCUCCGUGGUACCGUCCUCCGCCGCCGGUCCUACGGCUACGACCCCUGCACGGAGAGCCACGCCGAGAAGUACUACAACCGGCGGGAGGUGCAGGAGGCCCUGCACGCCAACGCUACCGGUAGCAUCCCCUAUAAGUGGACCGCCUGCAGGUACGCCGGAGUUUUGGCCUCUGAGUUUGCAUGAUUUAUCAGUAUGUCCGACGAUUACUGAAGCUUCUUGCUGCAGCGACGUGCUCAUCAAGAACUGGGGCGACUCGGAGUUCUCCAUGUUGCCGACUUACCGGCAGUUAAUGGCGGCUGGCCUUCGGGUGUGGGUUUUCAGGUUAGGGCAGCUGGUGGAUGUCCUCUCACUAAGGAUCUUUUGACUGAGAUCGUCGUCUUCGUUAAAAAACUGACUUCUUCUUGGUAAUUCGUCGCAGCGGGGACACGGACUCCGUGGUUCCGGUGACGGCCACGAGGUUCUCCUUGAGCCACCUCAACAUCACCGUCAAGGUCCCCUGGUAUCCAUGGUACUGCGGUCGAGAGGUACGUUCACAUCCCGAGCCCAACACACGCGUUGACUUUUUUUCCCAUCGGCGUGUGAUCCGAUCCACACGGGGUUCUGACCUCGAUGGCGUGUACAGGUAGGAGGAUGGACCGAGAUCUAUGAAGGGUUGACUUUUGCGACUGUGAGAGGCGCCGGGCACGAGGUCCCUCUUUUCCAACCCAAGAGGGCUUUCCAACUUUUCAAGUCUUUCCUGGCUGGCUCGCUUUUGCCCAAGUCUUAG